AUGCCGGCCCAGUUCGAAACGAGCGAGAAUCCUUGCGAUGAUAACGAGACGCCGGAGUAUCAGAACACUUAUCGCAUGGAGCCGCGAAAUCCUUUCAAGAUCGAUCAAGUGGACAAGAUUGUAAAAUCGGUGAUGAAUAAUCGUUUGGACGAGUUCGCGUACGAAGACGCGGAGGCCGCGAAAUUGUGCGGCGAUAUCGCGUCGGAAAUACGGCGGCGCGUGAAGAAACUCAACUUCGACAGGCACAAGAUUGUCACGAUCGUGACGAUUGCAGAGAAAACCAGUCAGUUCGCGGAGACAACUCUGGGAUUCUUGUGGGAUAACGAAAAAGACAACUAUUCCACUUUCUUCUUCGAAGGCCGUACUUUUCACGCUUAUUGCUGCGUGACAGGUGUUUUGUACGAAUAG
Linepithema humile (Argentine ant) is the source of this 408-nucleotide messenger RNA. Its product is annotated as dynein light chain Tctex-type 5-like. Gene Ontology annotation, cellular component: cytoplasm; cytoplasmic dynein complex. Gene Ontology annotation, biological process: microtubule-based movement. Lineage: Eukaryota; Metazoa; Arthropoda; Insecta; Hymenoptera; Formicidae. The record is from RefSeq and is a predicted model, not a curated record. Gene Ontology annotation, molecular function: dynein intermediate chain binding.